This is a messenger RNA of Cadophora gregata, 5291 nucleotides long. It is a transcript of the gene SWR1, whose product is annotated as swr1 complex component. The coding region runs from base 1 to 4920 and encodes 1639 amino acids. Gene Ontology annotation, molecular function: ATP-dependent chromatin remodeler activity; histone binding; ATP hydrolysis activity. The record is from RefSeq and is a predicted model, not a curated record. Gene Ontology annotation, cellular component: Swr1 complex. NCBI's taxonomy places the organism in Eukaryota, Fungi, Ascomycota, Leotiomycetes, Helotiales, Ploettnerulaceae. The transcript is spliced from 2 exons.
AUGACACAGACCGCGUCGGAUGCGCAAGACGAACAAAAAGUACAUGAACCCCCUACGAAUGGCGAUGACCCUCCAAGAGUGAAUGGCCAGCAUGACGAGGCUGAAGGAGAUGGAGAACCACCUAGUAAAAGGCGUCGAGUCUCAACAACUACGCCGAACUCCAAACAGAGGCCAAAGGACAAACCACCAUCCCCGCCAUGGAAGCAGAUAAAAGCUGAGGGCCUAUCGUCGUUUACACAGGAUGGGAAGAGGAAGUCUGGCAGGACAAAUCACGUACCCCUGGAGCUGCAACCGCCAUCCGAUAAAAGGCAAACACGAGGCGCUGUACAGAAGGAAUACUCGAAAGGCAAGCAUGGAAUCGCGAAUGGACCUACCCCAUCGCUUCAGGCAAGAGAUGCACCCACAACGUCAAUAAAUGGAAUAAAACGACCUGGAUCGUCUAGCACAGCUUCUCAACAUCCCCCGAAGUCUCCCGCCAAACCUGCAUCUCCCAAAAGAUCUCAUCGCAAGUCGAUGCCUAGUGCACAAAUAGCAACUCCAGUACGUUCGCAUAAGAAGUCCUCAACUCCGAAGACUCCGCAAACUGCCCCAGCACAAGCUCGUACAUUCAAGGGCCGUCGGUCAGGGAAAGUCGCAGAGACAUUGGAUGACGAAGGGACCCCUCAACCACAGGCCUCCAAGGCUGAUGAGCAGUCAAUACCAAGCCCAAAAGCCAUUCUUUCACGUAUCAGAUUUCGCGUCAAGUCCGCCACCAUUCCUCUCAUACAUCCUGGACUCGUUCUCCCACGCCACAAGCAAUACGAGACCCUCAAAGACUAUUUCGAUCUUGGAGCAAACAUACGCGUUGAGGAUGGUGGGCUUUAUGAUGCUGACGAACCAUCUGAGUAUAGCUCGGAGCAAAUCAUAAAAGAUUCCGAUGUCAUACUACGGGCAGAGGAAGCUGUCAAACCUGGUGGAGUAUUGAGUGUUGAAAGAUGCUCAGUCUAUCAGCCAGAGGCCACUGAUCAGCUUCCACGGCAAUAUUCGCAUGCUGAUCAUAUGAUCAGAGCUGCUUUCGAAUUUAGAAGACUCAUGUUGAUCGAACAGAAGAAACAUCGUGCAGCUGCAAAACGAGUCGCAGAGGCCUGUGUUACUGAAUGGUAUCGACGGCAACCAAAGACCCUGGCCCAAAUCGAAGCAGAAAAUGAAGAAGCUCGUAGGGCCCAAUACAAGAAGCUCGUAACGAGAACUCUGGAUGCUGUGUUCGAGAAUGUGAAGAUGGAAGUCAAUCGACGGCGAUUAUUGGAAUGGGAAGCACAAGAACAAGCUCGAGUGAGGAAAGCCUUGAGUGAAGCGGUGGACGUGUCAACGCAGAAGCUUCAGGCGCGAAGGUCGCAAAUUGGCUCUGGUGCCGCCACGGACGAAGGUGAGACUGAUGUUUCCGAUGCAUCAGACAAUGAAGAAGGUUCUGUUUCUGAGACAGAGGACGAUCGCGAGAGCAAUAUGUCUGAGUCUGAAUCAGAACCGGACGAAGAACAAGUGAAAGUCGAUGCAGCGGAUGAUGAACAUUUGACUGUUGAGCAACUUCGGGAAAAAUACGCUGCUCUCCCUGGGCCUGACAUUGAUUCGGUCGACGAAGAAAUGGUGGAUGUUGACAGUGAAUCGGGCGUUCCAGACGAACAAGGACCUGGCCUGGAUAUAGAGGAGAAUCUUGAUGAUAGCGAUGAGUCGGUUGACAUGGAUGAUGACAUGGGAUCCAGUGACGAAGACCGUGAAAGCCAUGAAGAUGACGAGGACGGCAGUGACGAGGAGGAGGAUGAAAUGGGAGAAUCUUCACUCCUUGGAUUCCUCGCUCCUUCUGAACUGAAAGCUGUGGAGCUCGGCACUGUUGAGCCAGAACCAGAUACAGCGGUUGAAACAGGUGAUGCAGAUCCUACAGAACUGGCUGGUAUAGAAGAAACUGCGAAUGGUGAAGGCGAGGUGUCCUUCGUUCCGGAUGCCAUUGAAGGCAACGCAUCAGAUUCGACAGUGAAUAGACUCAUCAACGCAGAGGAAUCUGCAAAGCUGACUGAGCAACCGACUGCAUUCGGCGACAAAGAUAGCCUUUCACUUGACCGACCAAAACCUAUGAAGCAGGUUCUAUCCGAAAUGCUUCCUACAAGUCCCGACCGAAGUAGUCAGCCGACCCCAAGAACGACCGACACACGCCCUUCCGAAAGUGAUUCUGCAUCAUCGGUUGAACUUCACCACAGUCGCCAGGUCACUGGAAGUAUCACGCCUCAGCCUAGCAACCAGCUCAAGACCAAGGUCCCAUUCUUACUCAGGGGAACCCUCAGAGAAUAUCAGCACUAUGGUCUGGAUUGGCUAGCUGGCUUGUAUGCCAACAACACAAAUGGAAUUCUCGCGGACGAGAUGGGCUUGGGCAAGACAAUUCAAACCAUUGCCCUAUUGGCUCAUCUUGCCUGUGAGCACGAAGUUUGGGGACCACAUCUGGUCAUCGUGCCCACCAGUGUUAUGUUGAACUGGGAAAUGGAAUUCAAGAAGUGGUGUCCGGGAUUCAAGAUCUUGACGUACUACGGGUCUCAGGAGGAGCGCAAGCGGAAGCGACAAGGCUGGAAGACUGACGAUGCCUGGAAUGUCAUUAUAACAUCUUACCAGCUUGUCAUCCAGGAUCAGCAGGUCUUCAAGCGUCGCCGAUGGCAUUACAUGAUUCUCGACGAGGCUCAUAACAUCAAGAACUUCAAUUCACAGAGAUGGCAAACGAUGUUGAAUUUCAACACCAGAGCACGUCUUUUGAUCACUGGGACACCUCUUCAAAACAACCUGACCGAGUUAUGGUCCUUGCUGUACUUUUUAAUGCCUUCAGAUGGUACCGGCCAGGGAGUUGGAGGAUUUGCGGACUUGAAGGAAUUCCAAGACUGGUUCAAAAAACCCUCGGAACAAAUUCUCGAACACGGCCGCGAGCAGAUGGACGACGAAUCCAAGGGAAUCAUUACUAAGCUUCACAGACUGCUGCGGCCCUAUCUUCUCCGCAGAUUGAAAGCAGAUGUAGAAAAGCAGAUGCCUGCCAAGUACGAGCACGUCGAAUUCUGUCGUUUGUCUAAACGUCAACGCGAGCUCUACGAUGGAUUUCUGAGUCGAGGCGAUACCCGUGACACAUUGUCUGGAGGGAACUACCUCUCCAUAAUCAAUUGCUUAAUGCAAUUGAGAAAGGUCUGCAAUCAUCCUGACCUUUUCGUGGAGCGGGCAAUCAUGACCUCCUUCCCAAUGGAAAAGUCAGCCAUCGCAGAUUUUGAGAUCAAAGAACUACUCGUCCGAAGACGCCUUCUUCGUGAAGAUCCUAUGACCAAAGCCAGCCUAGAAUUCCUGAACCUUGUCCCAACAAAGCACGAACGACUUGCAGGAAAUGUCGCUUCACGCAGCGCUGCGCUCAGUGCUCAGCGCGUACUCAUGGAUAUGCGUGAAGCUCAGCGCCUGAGGGCCCAGAACGCGUUGACAAGUCUUGAUCCGUCUACCGCAAGGGCCAAUCUAAUCUACUUGGAAAGCGCCUCAAGGUGGGGGCGAUUCGAGGAACUUCAGCACUGUGUGUACCUCAACGCCCUCAGACGUCAACAAAAACCUAUUUAUGGAACCCAGCUUCUCAAUCGUCUCACCCUGGAUAUCAACGACCGACCUUUGAAGCCUCGCCCCACGCAGCGGAAACAAAUGAUGACCUGGCUUGAAACCCGCUCGCCGACGUUGAUGUCAAUGAUUCCAACACUAGAAUCUAGGUCCGAAGCUCUAAACACCACCAUCCAGAAAUUCGCCUGUGUAACACCUCCGGUAGUCGCAAGGGAUAUCAAUUCCAUGAUGCUCUCGUCUAAAGGACUAGGCACUGUUCAGAGCUCACUUACCAGCUCCAAAGCCGAUCCAUUCCAUGAGGCUCGUAUGAGAUUAUCCAUACAGUUCCCAGACAAGCGAUUGCUCCAGUACGAUUGUGGUAAACUGCAGACCUUGGCGAAACUUCUUCGCAAGCUAGAGGCUGGAGGUCAUCGGGCCUUGAUAUUCACGCAGAUGACCAAGGUCCUGGAUAUCCUGGAACAGUUUCUUAACAUUCAUGGUCACAAAUAUCUUCGUCUUGAUGGCUCGACGAAGAUCGAACAACGACAAGUACUUACAGAUCGUUUCAACAACGACACCCGCAUUCUUGCAUUUAUCCUAUCAACUAGAUCUGGAGGAUUAGGUAUCAAUCUUACUGGGGCUGAUACUGUCAUUUUCUAUGACCUCGAUUGGAACCCAGCUAUGGAUAAACAAUGCCAGGAUAGAUGCCAUCGUAUUGGCCAGACUCGUGAUGUGCAUAUCUAUCGGUUGGUGUCAGAGCACACAAUUGAAGCCAACAUCCUUCGCAAAGCAAGCCAAAAACAAAUGCUCGACGACGUCGUCAUUCAAGAGGGAGACUUCACAACCGAUUAUUUCAACAAGAUGUCGGUCCGUGACGUUCUUGGCGAGAAUUCAGAGGUGCUCGAUGGGGAUGCUGCCGCGAAUGCAGCCAUGGAUCGCUUGCUAGGGGGUCCUGGAAAUGAAAAGGAUGUGCAAAAGGUCCUUGCACAAGCUGAGGAUCAGGAAGAUGUUGCAGCGGCAAAAGUAGCUGAGCGGGAAAUCGUUCAAACAGAUGCCGCUGACUUUGACGAAAAUGCGACAGCUUCUGCAACCCCAGCAGGAGUUGGAACUCCACGAGAAACUGCGCCUACACCGGGUGGAUCAGGGACCCCAGCCAUUGAAGAAGUAAUGGAGGUAGACAGUGACGACGAGAUGAAUGCAUGGGGUGACCGAGUUCGCUCGACAGACGAGUACUUGCUACGAUUAGUUGCUGAUCAAGUCAAGGACACUCCGCUGGAGCUGCCCAAAGACAAGAGCAAGAGCAAACGAGGAAGGGACCAUCGCUCCCAUCGCGCGCGAUGAUUGGUGGUUUUCGAUUUUGUAUAACAAUAUUUGAGGUUACGAGCCGACUUUGUUUGAGUACGUAGAAUGAGUCAUGUUACAUGACCAUGGGUUGGCGUCGGCGUUGACAAAUACUUUGCAUCACUGGGAGUCGCUCAAGCACAGGCUGUAGCACUGUAUUUGGAAGGUCUGGGCGGAUCGCUCAUCAAGACGAAAAGGACUACUGUACUAUAUACAUAACCGAAAAGCAAUAUGCUGUGAUGAAGAUAACACUUUGCGUCUCAAGUUCCAGCAGUGAAGUAUGGAAGUACAUAUUCUUGUCUAUCAUUACAAUCGUUCUAUUCUUGGCAGUUGCAUAUAUCUAUACUAUUUAACUUCAAAUUCUUUGCAAG